AUGCUCUCUUUUACCGUAAUCCUAUUCUCUAUUCUUAUCUCCCAAGUGUCUUCUGCUGGACAUCUUCAACUUGAUCUCACGUCUUCCACUGAUUGUUCCAUUCGAAUUGUCUCCAACAUUCUGAAUGCAGACGUCUUCAAGCUUACCGCUGGAGAAGAAAGAACUAUCAUCUACCAUCCACUUCUUCAACAUGACACCAUCGAGAUCGCACUUUCAAUUGGUCCCGAUUCUACUAAGAAAGUGUACUACUUGAAGAAGGGAACCCAACGCGAAGUCCUCACUUUCAAUGAUGUCGCUAUCUUUGUGGAAGCUAGCUUCAAGUGUGACAAAGGGUUCACUGGUUCCAAAUGCCUCCGGUCCAUCAAGGAUGUUCAAAAUCAACGUGUCCAAGACUCCACAACCACCACGACGACUUCAACCACUCUAAUCCCAUUUCCAAUCAAUACUGAAGAGACGAUUUCCACCGAAAAUCUUCUGAUCCUCAUCUUCGCCAUCGUCAUGAUCAUCUUGCUCUCUGGAUUCCCAAUCGCUUAUUUCCUCACCAAACCAAAGACCAAUCGGACCAUCAGCUGCGAUUCUCUGGAAAUCAAGAAGACAGACAGUUCAUUGGAUUCCGGAAUCUCCAUCGGAUCACCGAGAUACACCGUUGAGCCAUCUAAUAUUUUUGUAGUUUAA
Molecule: messenger RNA, 675 nt
Organism: Caenorhabditis briggsae
Lineage: Eukaryota; Metazoa; Nematoda; Chromadorea; Rhabditida; Rhabditidae
Exons: 1
Coding region: 1-675 (224 amino acids)
Source: RefSeq, a predicted model, not a curated record